AUCUGAAGAGCCCCCCCCCUGAUAAAUGGAGAAGGCCAGAGUCAUCACAAUUUCAGAGCUAGUCAACGAAGGCCGUGCCGUCACAGGUGCAUCGUCCCUAUUCUAUUCACGUCCCCGUACCGCCGUCGAUUCGAAGUCAAGCCGUAAAUUUCUGGCACCGUUGAAGUACCCGGCGGUCAUCGUCGGGACGCUAUCUCUUCCUUCGGAAACCCUAAAAUGUCCGAAUCGCUACUGCUUUCGGUUCACAGACGGCGCCUUGACGAUCUGCUGCGAUAUCAUCGGUUUCCAAAUUCGCGCCAUUGGGAGUAAGAUGCGUGUUCUUUCCUGGAAUUUCAUUCCUAUGAAGAAGCAUCGCGGUGGGGUUUUGGAGAUUAUCAAGUGGAGAUUCGUGGAGGAUACUGUUGAGUUGCUUUCUCCGUGGUGUUCGUUUCCUUUGGUUCGGAGCUCGGUAGAGAAUGGUGGUGGUAUGUCACGGUAUAGCGUCCGUGGUGUGUUGGAGUCUGUUAGCCCUGUGUCUGUUGUUCCUUUGGGUUCUCAUGAUUCUGUCAAGGGUUUUUUAGUAAAGUUAAUGGCUUGUGAGUGUAGACGGAAGGAUGUGUUGGAUUCGAUUGAUUGUAGUCACUGUUUUGAUAAGUCAGUCUUCGUUUACUUCUGUGGUUCAGUGGCUGCGGGUUGGCACCCUGCCAUAGUCAAGCUAGUUGGAAGCCACAUUGCUCUAUCCGGGAUGAAGAAGAAGUUGGUUUAUAUAAGCAAAAGUGAUCCUCUGUUGGUCUUUGUCACCACUGAGAACUCUCUUCUUCAUUCACCUUGGAUUUCUAAGAAAGAUGAUUUUUUCAAAAGUGUUGUUGAUGGGCUAGGUAACUGCGGUUCCUACCUUGGAUUUGUCAACGGCCUCUACUUGAAAGGGAAGCUUGUUGAGCUGGAUGAAGAUGUCUGGCUUUUAUUGACGGAUCAGAUACAUAACAGAUCACACAGUAUCCGAACUGGUUCCCUUAUUUUUGUCAGAAAUGUUCAUUUUGUGAAUACUAAAUUUUCUUGGGGAAAAGUGCUUAUACUUGGGGCAUGUUUUAAGACCAGCAUCACAGUUGAAAUUUUUUCACCUUUUGAAACGAGUUGUCUUGUAGAUUCAUGUUUCCAGACAUCUCUGAGUCGUUUCCUUGACUCUUUGUCUUUUCCUGCAAGAUUUUGGACACUACUUGUUAGUUCAUGCUUCCAGAACUUUGACGGAAUCCCAUCAGACAAGGAAAGCUUGAGAUCAUGCCAGGAGGAUGAACUGACAAAGAUGUAUGCAGAGUCACGAAUAUCACCAUCCAUGUUUCAACCUAGGUGCGGACUUUUUACUGAAUUCUGCAUGCAUGAAUCUUGCGGAUGCAAUAGUGAAGCUCGUGAUUGCAACCUAAAAAUGGUCAUGCCUAUCUCAAGUUUUGUCCAUCAUUACAAGGUCUUGCUGGAUGAAUUGCUUUGUCGGAUUAAGAAAGAUGACACCCAGAUUAUUGCUAGUAAUUGCUUAAGUCAUCCAUCAUUAAUUCAGAAAAGAUACGGUCAUACAAAUGUAAAGAUUCAAAAAAGUGAAGAUAUUGGUGUUAUCUUGCUUGGAAGAUUGAAGAUUUCAGCUUCUGGAAUACUACAGUUGCAAGACAGAACUAGCAGCAUUAAUGUUCUGAUGCCAGACCUUCUAAGUGAUGGACAUUCCUGCAGGAUAUAUGAGGUUUCUGAUUACGAUCUCAUUAUGGAAAUGCCUGAAUCAAUGCCCCACAUUCCGUUUCUUCAAAAGCCACUUCACUGUAAAAUUUUGGUUGAUCCCACUACAUUGGCCAGAGAAAACACCUUGACAGUGCCAUUUUCUCUAUCGUUUGGUGCUGCAAGCUGUAGAACUGUUCUUGUGGAUCAGUCUAUUGACUGGAGGCAUGAUCUCAAUGAGUUCAAAGGGGGAAGGUUUCACCUAUUUAGGGUGACCCAUAAAUUUCCAUUUCUCAAAAAAGGUCUUCCAGGAAUGCCUGACUGCACCAGUGUUUUCAUUGAAGCUGUAAUCAUUCCAUGGGAACUCAUUUGCACUGUGACCGAAGACGGCGUAGCGGCUCCCCAGUUUGAUAAAAUCACGACCUCCAAAGAAGAACAUCCACAUAAGAGAUGUAAAACUAAUAAUUCAUUAGGGAGGGAAAGAGUAUUGUCUGUACUGCAUGAGAUUUCAUGCGACAUGACCAUCCGAUGUGCAAGUAGUCACUGUUCGGUCAUAGCAGCAACCCUGUCUAAUUUAAAGGAAAAGAAAAGUGGUAACAUGGGCAGUGUGAAGCGUGUGCUGUUAGAAUUCAUACCUGAAUGCAAAAACUACAAUGGGUUGCAGGUUGGCGGUUGCUAUUUGAUGAAGCAUGGCAUUGACGAUUCAUUUUGUUUGGGACGGUCUAGCAUAUCUAACAAUGAUAAAAUCAAUAUUAGACCCGAAUCACGUUUCUGGAGUCUAAAAUUUUCUUUUGAUGAAGUUUUAACCCAUGAUGGAUCUAUGGAUGUAUAUCCUCUCGUGUCUUCCCAACCAUCUCCUGCGGUGGAACAACGAGAUUUUUCUUGUCCACAACGUUUUUCAGAGCCGUCUCGGCCACCUAUUUCCAACAGCUUGUUUCCUGAGGGAAACCUAGCAACUUUUAGAGGUGAUGUAGUAGCGGUUGAUGCUGCUGACUCGAGUGUCAUCAGCAGCUAUUGCAUUCAUGUUCGAGUCGAUUAUCAAAUUGUGAAGAUUUUUGGUCCACUUAGAAGGCAUUCAUAUCUCACUGGAUUUGGCCCUGGGGUGAAUGCAACAUUCUACCGGAUUCUUGGAACAAGAGAGGCAAACAGGUUUCUAUUGUCAUCAGCAUCUUUUGUCAAAAUAAACUCACGAAAGGCAUUGGAUGGUCCAGCGUUAGACGAACCUACUCAUCAAACUCCUAUGGGUCUGCCUAAAAUUAGACCUCAGGUAUCCUCAAGACACAAGGAUAAUCGGCAAAUUAACUUUGUCUGCAAGGUUCUUUCAGUUCAUCUUCUGGUUCUCGAAGCAGGAUCUGAUGAAGACUUAUAUGGGGAAAAUAUGGAUAUACCGCUUGCAGGAUUUGUGAUGACGGAUCAUCAACUUAUCUUUGCUGGACGAGUGGGGAAACAGCGUUUACAUUUCUUAGGCUACACGAAGAGUUGCCUGACAACGACAUUGAUGUGGCCCAGUGGAUCAGAAGCGACAGCAGCCGGAGCACAAUAGCUUCCCAUCUUGAAAAAAUUGUUUGGGUUCACAAGAGAAUAGUGAUAAAGGUCAAAGGAUCACAGAAUGAUGGACCCUUUCAGUGCGUCACCAUUGAUGUUGCUUCACGACAACUUCUCACCCAGUCAGAGGAUAAUUUCCUCAAGUGGUUGAUACUAAAUGCCACUACCGGCCCCAUGUGGCAUGUUACGGCGAGCUCAAUGGACAAGAAAAUGAUUCAGCAUGUGGAGAGAGAACAGUGUGUGGAGAUGGAAGCUUCAGGGCUUACUCUGCGGAACGUUUGGGGCAAUGAAAUAUGUAAAGUGAAUACGUUGGCCCGAGCUUGGAGCUUACUCCAAGGUUUACUAAAUACUUUAUCGUGAUUUUUCUUCCAGGACAAUAAAUCAGCCCGAAAUCAAUUCUUUUAUUUUAGUUUAAGUUUUUAUGGUUUAUUCAUUUUAAUUUUUUUUUUGUUGACGUUCAUUUAUCGGAUUCAAUCCCCUAUAUAUUAUUUGAGAAUCAUUUAAAAAAUUGUAACCUUAAGUUUGUAAGAAUUAAAAAUAACUCAAAUC
This is a messenger RNA of Eruca vesicaria subsp. sativa (arugula), 3774 nucleotides long. Lineage: Eukaryota; Viridiplantae; Streptophyta; Magnoliopsida; Brassicales; Brassicaceae. The record is from the annotation of a GenBank genome assembly.